This is a messenger RNA of Aspergillus chevalieri, 1041 nucleotides long. RefSeq names its product isopenicillin N synthase family dioxygenase. NCBI's taxonomy places the organism in Eukaryota, Fungi, Ascomycota, Eurotiomycetes, Eurotiales, Aspergillaceae. The record is from RefSeq and is a predicted model, not a curated record. The coding region runs from base 1 to 1041 and encodes 346 amino acids. The transcript has 2 exons.
AUGGCAAACCCCAGUGACCUCCCCGUGAUCAAUUUCAACUCAUUGAACGAGAAAGAUGCACAGGGUCAGCGCACAUCAGCCUCACUCAGCGAACGACACCAUCUCUUCCUUUCCCUGCGCGACACUGGUUUUGCAUAUCUCAAACACCCCGGAGUCAAUCAAACCACCGUCGAUGAACUAUUCUCUCAUUCUAGACGCUUCUUCGCCAAGUCACUGGAGGAAAAGAUGGAGAUCCUGGGAAAGAUGGACAAAGGUCGCGGUCCAAGCCAGGGUUACUCGAAUCCUCUCCAACUAGCCCACAACCCCAAGACGUCGGACUUGAAGGAAUUCUUCGGCAUGUAUCGCGACGACGAUAUCGAGAAGCCCAACCAGUGGUUGGAAGACGCCGAGUCGCGUGCAAUGCGUGCGGAUCUCGUCCGUUUCUUUGACUCGUGCCACGGCGUCAUUCUCGAGCUGCUGAGCGCUGUCGCUGAGGAGGUCGGACUGCCCCCGGAGACUUUCCACUCUUUCAUUGGCGAGAAAAAUCAUUUCAUCGCUUGCCUGCAUUAUCCCGCUACGGAGCGCGAGUCAUUCCAGACUCGGGUGCGCUCCGCCCCUCACACGGACUAUGGAUGUAUGACUUUGCUGUUUAACGAUUCCGGAGAGGGAUUGCAAGUGCUUUGCAACACUGGCGAAUAUGAAUACGUCCCACGGAAAGAUGAUUGCGCUGUGCUAAACGUCGGAGAUCUCCUCUCCCGCUUCUUCAACGGUGCCCUGCCUUCGACCAUGCAUCGGGUCGUGGAGCCUCCCGCCACGAGAAGCAGCGACCCCCAGGUCGAAAUUGUACCGGAUCGUUAUGCCAUUGCAUUCUUUGGACACUUCAAUCUCGACCUCCUCAUCAAGCCGCUGGACGCACUGGUGUCGGCCACGAACCCGGCCAAGUUCGAAUCUGUUGUUGCGGGUGAGCACGUGAAAGCGCGUGUGAAGCAGUUGCAUGUUGCUGGCCAUAGUCUUAAGGAGGAGAAGGGAAGUGAGAGUCGGGUGCCAAGUGUUUCUGCUUAA